Penicillium mononematosum is the source of this 1431-nucleotide messenger RNA. Its product is annotated as F-box protein. The transcript is spliced from 2 exons. Gene Ontology annotation, molecular function: protein binding. Lineage: Eukaryota; Fungi; Ascomycota; Eurotiomycetes; Eurotiales; Aspergillaceae. The record is from RefSeq and is a predicted model, not a curated record. The coding region runs from base 1 to 1431 and encodes 476 amino acids.
AUGACUAGACCGAAAGAGAGCCAUGGCCUGGCAUUCCUACCUCGCGAACUCUUUUGGAUGAUUCUAUGUUAUCUAGAACCAAACGAGCUAGUCCGAUGUCGCCGCGUCUCGCAUGCCUGGAACGAAGCCUUUAGCAACCCGGCCGUCCUACUCGCACUCCUGAAGAAACUUUUCCCAUGGACAGAAGAAGUCAAAAGCCUGGACACGGAGACAUCAGUUGAAGAACAAGACCAAGGCCGUCGUCUUUUCGACCAGGUCGCUUCACGAUACAAUUACCUAGCACGAGGCAAGCCCCGCUCUAUCCAGAAGUACCGCCUCUGCGAUGACUUUGGUAGCAGUGGAGACCGUGAAUGGUACCAGGUGCAGCCAUGGGAGUCACACGCUAGUCAUAUGAGGCGCUUCGUUGACCGCCAGUUCUCUGAGGCUUUAUGGACUUUCGAGAACGGCCUGCUGGUCUACCCCAGCGCAGAUCAUCAGUGUCUCGUACUCAUGGAUUUGGAAACGGACCGGCAGUUUAUGGUGCCAUUUAUUAUUCGUGGCAAGGUCGUCCGUCGAGUACGGCUGCAGAAGAGCUUGCUCGUUGUCGAGUGGGCUGAACCGAAGGCCUUCCACUGGCUGAAUGAUAGCGAUGGCGUGCAUCGUCAUUUUGCGUCCUCCUUUGAUGUGACAAAGGGCGAGCGAGAUCGGUUCUUCUCCUCGCAUAGUGACACUCACUAUGUGAUUUAUAUAUGGCAGCCAAAUCGCAGCUUGUACACCGCCGACGAGGAUGCUCCCAUUGAGUCUUUGUUUGUCUGGGACAUAUCGAAAGCAUCAUCAUAUCGACCUUCAUUGGAUCCCACAGGGCGACUGAGAGAUGACUCUCCUGGUGACUCUCCAUCAAUCGUAGCACGAUUCGGGUUCCGAGACCUCGAGUUCUUCGACAUCCGACAGCGAGGCUGUCCAAGCAUUCAACGAUUGGAGAUUACGGAUGAUGCCCAGGCGGUCGAAAUUACAGAAAAUGUUUCCAUCCAGCCGGAAGACGAACCACCCGAAAUAUUUGGGCUGCCCGAGCCUAUUACGACAAGCAUUCCUCUAGUUGGAAAUGGGCCUCAUUGGCGCCGGGAGUUCGAGGGUGUUUUACCGCCUUAUCGUGGGAACUGCAGCAUGCAGGCUGAGAGUAUGGAACUUAAUGGGUGUAUCAUGAAGGACCCUUGGUUUGGCAUUAUUUCUCAAGUGACUGUGCUCGAGCCUAAUCUUGGCUUUUGUCUUCACUUUGAUACUUGGACGUGGGUACAAAAUCAGACUACCUAUUUGAGUAUCCAGACACCUCGCUCGAUCAUUACUUGUGACAAUUGGGAUUUUGUCGGUAGGGGGAAGAUCGCUGGUAGUGAGAAGUAUCUGAUGGGCGAGAACUGCAAUCGAGAGCUAGUGGUUUACCGGUUUGAUAGAUGA